AUGGCCCGAGUCCCUGGACGUCAAUCAUCCCUCCCUCCCCCCACUCCACUCAACAACAACCCGCUGCUGGCCGUCCGUCGGGCAGGUUCCAUACCUAGGGUGAUGUGUUCUGAAAAUAGUUCCAUGUCAUGUAUGCGUAACACAAACCGCUCACCACCAAAAGCCGCAACCGAACUUUCAAUCUCCCCGGGUUCAAAGGCUGGCUGUGCUUGCUACCUUGAUCAUCGGCCAUCCUCCGAGCCCACGAAGCCCCAAAACUCUUGA
This is a messenger RNA of Colletotrichum destructivum, 264 nucleotides long. RefSeq lists its product as uncharacterized. The transcript is spliced from 2 exons. Bases 1 to 264 code for a protein of 87 amino acids. The record is from RefSeq and is a predicted model, not a curated record. NCBI's taxonomy places the organism in Eukaryota, Fungi, Ascomycota, Sordariomycetes, Glomerellales, Glomerellaceae.